Penicillium paradoxum is the source of this 795-nucleotide messenger RNA. RefSeq lists its product as uncharacterized. The coding region runs from base 1 to 795 and encodes 264 amino acids. The record is from RefSeq and is a predicted model, not a curated record. The transcript is spliced from 3 exons. Lineage: Eukaryota; Fungi; Ascomycota; Eurotiomycetes; Eurotiales; Aspergillaceae.
AUGCGCCUGCAGAUUUUGCUUCACCCUCACUUGCGCACGAAGCUGCCGCAAUGUGCCCAGCAAAGCCUUCGAAGGAGUGUCUGGGUCCGGUACAAGUCGCAAAUCCCUCGGCCAUCUCAGAAGCACCUUUCACCACUACCUAAAUCAAAGGAAUCGGUUCCUAUUGCGCGCUCUCCAGUCACAAGGACCACCACACAGCCAAGAACAAGCAUUAGGACAGGUCCACCCGAACGGAUCCUGGUCUACUAUGGAGGCACUGGCAGAGCUAUCUUUCUGGGAACACUCCGGAUCACCACAGUGCUUCUCUUUGGAGCAGCAUGUCUGAUCGUUGCACCGGCAUGCUCCGUCGCUGAUUACCCUUGGUACAGCACACCCGCGGUGAUUGCCGCUGGUGCCCUGCCAAUGCUAUUUGUCUCGUAUACUGCCGCGCCGUACGUGAAUUUCAUCCACCUGGCCCUGCCCGCCUUCGCGAGAAAGUCACGUGAAGCUGCUGCUCAGUAUGCAAAGGAACUGCCUCCGACAGCCGUGCUGUAUCUCACUAGCAUGCGGUUCAACACAAUUCCUCGGCAGACCGCUGUGCGUGUGGGAGACCUUGUCCCAGUUAAGGAUGCCUUGCGGCCUGUCACAUUCCAGAACUUAAACCCUUCGCCGCAACGAUGGUGGCAGGGGAAAGCUCCUGUUCAGUUUUAUACUGGAGCGCAUAGCAAACCGGGCCGACAGACCUCAGCCUUCUUCCCUGAAUUAUGGAAUUCGAUUUACCAGCAGAUCCAGAAAGCCAAGCCGCAGCCACGCUAA